CACAUCAGUAAGUGAGGAAGCAUUCCACAGAGGGUGACAGAGGUGGAGGAGAUCCAUAGUUACAAAAAACAACAACAACAACAAAAACUGAACUCAGAAACUGUAUAAGUACAAAGCAGCCAGGGAGUGGAGUACAGCCACCAUCAGGAAAGACUCAGUCCUGACUCAGAGACAUUCUAUUCCCUACCAAAAUGAAACUGUUGCUGCUGCUUCUGCUUGUGCUGGGUUUGGAGCUGAUCCUAGUGUGUGUCCAUGCAGAAGGAAAAACUGGUCUCAUUGGAAAGAACUUUAAUCCAGAAAAGAUUAAGGGAAAAUGGUAUACCAUUGGUUUGGCCUCUGACAAAAGAGAAAAGAUAGAGGAACAGGGAAGCAUGAGAGUCUUUGUGGAAUACAUUCGUGUCUUUGAGAACUCUUCCUUAGCUUUUAAAUUCCAUACCAUUGUAAAUGGAGAGUGCACCGAGCUGUAUGUUGUUUGUGACAAAACAGCAGAGGAUGGGGAAUAUGAGGUUGAAUAUGACGGAUCUAAUAGAUUUACUAUACUUGAUACAGACUAUGAUGAUUAUAUUAUAAUUCAUCUUAAAAACAUCAAGAAUGGGAAAAAAUUCCAGUUGAUGGAGCUCUAUGGCCGGAAACCAGAGCUGAGUUCAAACAUCAAGGAAAAGUUUGAGGAGCUAAGCAAGAAGCAUGGAAUUGUUAAGGAAAAUAUAUUGGACCUAACUGAGGCUGAUCGCUGUCUCCAGGCCCGAGAUGGAGAAAAGGCCUGAACCUCCCGGGUUGAGUGGGGACUCCUAACCUGGACUCAAACACCAUCCCUUCCUGUCUGCACGCUGUCCUGUGACAAGUCCUGUGAUCUGAUUCCCAUCGCUGUCCCCCAGGAAACCAUACUCCCUGCAUCCCCACCAUCUUUCCUGAUUACCUAGGAAUCAAAGGCUUUCUUUUAAAUGUCUCUUUGUCACCCCCAUGACAACUCUCCAUGAAUGUCUUCCUCUCCCUGUUCAAUAAAUGAUUACCCUUGCAGAUA
Cricetulus griseus (Chinese hamster) is the source of this 1021-nucleotide messenger RNA. The record is from RefSeq and is a predicted model, not a curated record. NCBI's taxonomy places the organism in Eukaryota, Metazoa, Chordata, Mammalia, Rodentia, Cricetidae.